AUGUCCAUGAUACAAUCUGAUCAAGAUGAAUCAUCUGAUACUUCUGAUGCUUCUGAAGUAUCUGAUACAUUAGAGGAUAAAGUUAUUGAAGACGAGAAAAUUGAAACUAGGAUUCCAUUAUCUACAUCUAUAGUAUUGGAAAAGCUUCCCGAUCAAAAACAGGUACAAUUGAGCAGAAUAACUAAUGAAAGUGGUAUAUUCAAAGUCACAAUUAGAUUUCAGCCGAUAGGCUCGACUCCUAGUAUAAACCCAAGAGUAUUUAAGAUAUCUUCUAAUCAAUCGAUAUCAACGAUAAGUAAGUUUUUGAUCAAAAGAUUGAAAAUUAAAAGCAAUCUAAUUUACUUAUAUAUACAGAAUUCAUUUCAGCCAAACCCUGAUGAAAAACUAGGAGAUUUGUACCACUUGUUCAAGACAAAUAACGAGUUGAUCAUAAAUUAUUGUCAUUCUAUAGCAUUUGGCUGA
Debaryomyces hansenii CBS767 is the source of this 462-nucleotide messenger RNA. RefSeq lists its product as uncharacterized. The record is from RefSeq and is a predicted model, not a curated record. Bases 1 to 462 code for a protein of 153 amino acids. Gene Ontology annotation, cellular component: Atg12-Atg5-Atg16 complex; cytoplasm; phagophore assembly site membrane. Lineage: Eukaryota; Fungi; Ascomycota; Pichiomycetes; Serinales; Debaryomycetaceae. The transcript has a single exon. Gene Ontology annotation, biological process: nucleophagy; C-terminal protein lipidation; autophagosome assembly.